Chrysochloris asiatica (Cape golden mole) is the source of this 1815-nucleotide messenger RNA. RefSeq names its product nei endonuclease VIII-like 3 (E. coli) (gene NEIL3). Lineage: Eukaryota; Metazoa; Chordata; Mammalia; Afrosoricida; Chrysochloridae. Gene Ontology annotation, cellular component: nucleus. The coding region runs from base 1 to 1815 and encodes 604 amino acids. The transcript is spliced from 10 exons. Gene Ontology annotation, molecular function: damaged DNA binding; zinc ion binding; DNA N-glycosylase activity. The record is from RefSeq and is a predicted model, not a curated record. Gene Ontology annotation, biological process: base-excision repair.
AUGGUGGAAGGACCUGGUUGUACUUUAAAUGGAGAGAGAAUUCGGGCGCAAGUACUCCCGGGCCAGGCAGUGGUAGACAUGCGGGGAAGGGCUCUGCAGGGCCUGGAGGUAAGGGGAUUGCCCCUAGAAGCUUCCUUGGCUGCGGACGUUUCCCAGGCUGGUACACUGAAUAAUAAAGAGUCCAGCUGGAAUUUCUUGAGACUGUUUAAUGGAUAUGCUUACAAUGGUGUAGAAACUUUGGGGAAGGAGCUCUUUCUAUACUUUGGGCCAAAAGCUUUACGGAUUCAUUUUGGAAUGAAAGGCUUCAUCAAGAUUAAUCCAUUUGGGUAUAAAAAUAAAAAUGGAGUUUCUCCUGCUUUUGAAGUACAGCUCACCAAAGAUUUGAUUUGUUUCUUUGAUUCAUCAGUAGAACUCAGAAAUUCAAUGGAAAGCCAACAGAGAAUAAGAAUGAUGGAGGAGUUAGAUGUGUGUUCACCUAAAUUUAGUUUCUCAAGAGCUCAAAGUGAACUUAAAAAGCAGAAAGGCCGGAUGCUAUGUGAUGUGUUAAUGGAUCAGAAAGUGUUGCCUGGGGUAGGAAAUAUCAUCAAAAAUGAAGCUCUCUUUGACAUUGGUCUUCAUCCAGCUGUUAAAGUUUGUCAAUUAACAGAUGAACAGAUCUUUCACCUUGUGAAAAUGAUACGUGAUUUCAGCAUUCUAUUUUACAGGUGCAAUAAAGCAGGAUCUGCUAUAGCUAAACACUAUAAGGUUUAUAAGCGUCCUAAUUGUGGUCAGUGCCACUGCAAAAUAAUUGUGUGUCGCUUAGGGGAGAACAACAGAAUGACAUAUUUCUGCCCUCAGUGUCAAAAAGAAAAUCCUCAACAAGUUGACAUAAGCAAACUGCCAACUAGAAAUACCAUCUUUAGCUGGACAUGUAACAGGAGGGAUGACACGGACUCUGUGGCUAAGAAAUCUGAAGAGCAGUGGACAUGUGUGGUCUGUACACUAAUCAAUAAGCCUUCUUCUGAGGCAUGUGAUGCUUGCUUAACUUCAAGGCCUAAUGAUUCAGUACUUAGGAACAAAGAAAGUUCUAUUGCCUUUAACGACUUAGUGAAAUAUCCUUGUAAUAACUUUGGAAAAUUUAACACGGAAGUGAAGAUCAACAGAAAAACUGCCUUUGGAACUACAACCCUUGUCUUGACCGAUUUUAGCAAUAAAUCCAGUAUUUUGGAAAGAAAAAAAGGCCAAAACCAGAUACAAGAUUUGGGAUUUCGUAACUCUCUUCCCACUAAUGUUUGUUUUAGUGAUACACAGUACCCCUCUAAGGAGAGAACACACUGUGUAACUCAACUAUCUAACAGUGUAAACAUAUCACCUACUGUUGGCUCUCAGUCUAAAUUAUUUAAUCCAGUACAUAAAAAAUUGAAAACAACCCACGCAUCACCAGACCUCAAAAGUUGUAAGCCUGGAUUUUCAAACAGUGAACUUCCAAUUAAUGUGACAGAUGGUACUUGUGCAUUAAACGCUGGCAGUCCUCGCUGCAGUAAACACAACCGCCUCUGCAUUCUCCGAGUUGUGAGGAAGGAUGGUGAAAACAAGGGCAGACAAUUUUUUGCUUGUCCUCUACCUAGGGAAACACAAUGUGGAUUUUUUGAAUGGGCAGAUUUGUCCUUCCCAUUCUGCAACCAUGGCAAGCGCUCCAUCAUGAGAACAGUGCUGAAGAUUGGACCUAACAAUGGAAGGAAUUUUUUUGUGUGUCCUCUUGGGAAGGAAAAACAGUGCAAUUUUUUUCAAUGGGCAGAAAAUGGACCAGGAAUAAAAAUUAUUCCAGGAUGCUAA